AAAGAUGUCACAAAAAUGAAAAAAAAAUUGCCGUGUGCAUAAAACAACGCCAUUUUUGCACACGUCAAGGGCCCGGACGUGGCAUUUUUACGCAUAAAACGGCUGAACACUACUAUUCAAUGUGUCAUUUUGCUAAACUCUCUCCAAGUUCAAGCAUAAAAGUCUCCAUCCUUGGAUUUUUGCUUUGUAGUUUAGUUUUUUCUGGACACAACUUCCAACGCGUAUUUUUUAAACAGCAAUGGAUCUUUUCAGAAGUGUUUUAGCAUGUAUAGUCUUAAUUUCAAGUUGUAAAGCAAGCGCAGAUUAUGAAGAAAAGGGUUUCGGCGUAGGUCUCGUUCACAAACCAACGAAUUGUAAACGUGUAACAAAGCGCGGUGAUCACAUCGCUGUGAAAUAUAACGGAACGUUUGUUGAUGGAUCCACCUAUGUUCCAACCAGGUAAGACUACUAAGAAAAUAAAGUUAAAUAUCAGGAUUUUAUCCAUACAUCUUACAAUGCCAUCACCUCAGGCUUAGUGUAUAUAUAGACAUAGGGCUCGGGAUAGAUCUCGACAACUGGCCUCUGUAGCUCAGUUGGUUAGAGCGCUGCACCGGAAUUGCAGGGCAGCAGCUUCGAUUCCCGCCAGAGAGCCUAUAGUUGCAAUUUUCGCAACUAAUCCUGGCUAAGUCUAAUAAAUGUAUAAAAUUCACACUCAAAAUAUCCAUCUACCAAAGCCUUCAUAAAUAAAGUUAUCUUCGCUUUUUGCCAGGGUAUAUUUUUGUUUUUCUAACCUGGUUGUUAACAAAAUUCCUUUUCGUUUCUUUAGCAAAAAGCCUUUCGAAUUCACGUUAGGGGAAGGUCAAGUUAUCACAGGUUGGGACUUGGGUCUUCUCGGCAUGUGUGUUGGGGAGAUACGUCAGCUUGUUGUGCCCUCACACGUUGCCUAUGGCAACUGGCCAGUCGGCGACAAGGUGCCGCCUAAAUCUACCAUCGAGUUCUUUGUGGAGUUAUUACAGAUUAAGGAUACAUUCACUGAUCGGGACAUGGUCUCUGAUACUUUCUCACAGAUUGAUACGAAUGGUGAUAGCAUGUUAUCUAAUGAUGAGGUGGGUUUUAGAGGAUUUUUUGGAUCAGUAUUGAUCUAACCAAGUGAAGUGCAGAAAAAAACAUUUCAAGUUCACAAGAAAGAAUAGUUUAGAAUUGAUAAAACUAUUCAGUUGUUAUUGAUAAAACAAAGCUGGUUGAUAGACCUCUAAUACGAACACAUCUAUCCUGUAUAUAAAUGAAGUUAUUUUUAUUUUCUUCAGGUUGCAAAAUUUUUGAAGAAGCAGAACUACCCUGAUGGACCAGGAGAAAAAAGUCAUUCUCACAUCAUCCGUGAAAUAUUCCUUGAAGAAGACAAAAACAGUGAUGGCACCAUCUCGCAUAAAGAAUUCUCUGGACCCAAAAAAUAUAUCGGAGAUCUUUAAUUUGAGGACUGAUGUGAUAUUAUUGGAGUGAAAGGAGCAGAACUGGAGGAUGGAACACUUUUAUUCAGAUUCAAUAAAACAUUUGUACUAAAUCUAAUUUUAACUCGCCAUAAUGCAAUUUGUACGAACUAUAUUAAAAUUUUCAUUAAAGUACUUUGUCG
This is a messenger RNA of Paramuricea clavata, 1609 nucleotides long. Lineage: Eukaryota; Metazoa; Cnidaria; Anthozoa; Malacalcyonacea; Plexauridae. The record is from the annotation of a GenBank genome assembly.